CUUUCUUUCGUUUCCGCAAUACGGAAUAUAAAAUGCUUCACUCACCAACGCUUCUUUAUUCCUCUGAGUCGACACCUUUAGUUGUGCUUGCUGCGGCCCAGAUCGGCGGCGUGAGUUUAACAACUUUUCCUGAUAAGGGCAUCUCUGGCGACGUCGAACCAACCCUUCUUCUCGAAGAUGGCACUAAAAUAGCGGGAACAUCUUCACUCUUACGAUUUAUUGCCCGUGCAUCAGCUAAUGCAUGUGGGCUCUAUGCCGGCGAUAUAAUGUCGUCCACUAUGGUAGAUUUUUGGAUCGACCAGGCCUCGGCAGCUGUGCGUGGCGGUAGCUUUCAGGAGAUCUGUGAGAGAGUCGCCGCAUAUCUUUCAAGUCAUACUUAUUUGGUUGGAUGUACACUGACAAUCGCAGACCUGGCUUUUUUUCAUCAACUGCUGAAUUCACGUCAGUGGGAAGCUAUAAAAACGAGACCCUCGCUCGGCCAUUUGCUGCGUUGGUUUAAUUCGUGUAUGAUGAACGGUACACUUCGCGACGUGGCCACUGCUCAUGGGGCAUCGUUUUUUCUAACACUCAAAACUUUAAGAUUCCAAGGUAUUAUUGAGAGCUGUGUGUCUACCUCGGGUGGUUCCUUCAAAAUAAAUCUUGAUAACGCAACUGAAGGCUGCGUAGUUACUCGCUUUCCCCCUGAACCCUCGGGUUAUUUGCACAUUGGGCAUGCCAAAGCUGCACUUUUAAACCAGUAUUUUGCUCGCCUUUACAAAGGUAAGCUUAUCAUUCGAUUUGAUGACACCAACCCAUCCAAAGAAAGGGAUGAGUUCGUCGAAAAUAUCUUGCAGGACUGCGAGACACUAGGACUUAAACCAGAUGCUGUGACAUAUACGUCAGACUCUUUUUCUCAAAUUUUAGAGAUGGGAUCAAAAUUGAUUCGAGAGGGAAACAUGUACAUAGAUGAUACUCCGUUAGAUCUAAUGCGUCACGAAAGAAUCAAUCGUAUAGAGUCUGCUGCCCGUGGGAACACUGUUGAAGAUAAUCUUCGUUUAUGGGGAGAUAUGAUUGCCGGUAAUGAAAAAGGCUUAGAGUGUGCUGCUCGUUUUCGCAUGGACAUGCAAAGUGAUAAUGGUUCUCUACGGGAUCCUGUUGCUUUUCGCUGCAACCUAUCUCCGCAUCACCGCACGGGCACAACACACAAAGUUUAUCCUACGUAUGACUGUGCCUGUCCUUUUGUUGAUGCACUCGAGGGAGUCACUCAUGCCCUGCGAACUUCUGAAUAUCGUGACCGCGAGGAUCAAUAUCACUGGGUGCAGAAUAUGAUGGGCUUGCGGAAAGUGCACAUAUGGGACUAUUCACGGUUGAAUUUCGUGUACACAACUUUGUCAAAGCGAAAAUUACAGUGGUUUGUAGACCAUGGAUAUGCGGAAAGCUGGAAUGAUCCUCGUUUUCCCACUGUUCAGGGGUUGAAACGUAGAGGUUUGCAGAUCGAGGCUCUUAAAGAAUUUAUCCUGAUGCAAGGUGCAAGCCGAAAUGUAAAUUUGAUGGAAUGGGAGAAGUUAUGGACGUUGAACAAACGCAUCAUAGACCCAGUUUGCCCUCGACACACUGCCGUUGAAGACGAGGGCCGAGUUGCAGUUACUUUGCUAAAUGGACCUGUAAAUACAGAGUCCGUGUCAGUUCCGCGCAACAAGAAAUAUCCUUCAGCUGGUACAAAGGUAUCGAGCCGCAUGUCUCGCAUUUGGCUGGAUUUAGCAGAUGCGGAAUUGCUUGAAGAAGGUGUUGAAGUUACUCUGAUGGACUGGGGAAACUGUAUAAUUAAAAAGAUAUUUAAGGAUGGUCCCUCAGGUGCAACUGUUAGCAUGGAAGCUGAGCUUAACUUAAAAGGUUGCGUAAAGUCCACUAAAAUGAAACUCACCUGGCUACCAAACAUGAAUGAGCUAGUUCCUCUGAAACUUUUGGAUUUCGAUUAUCUCAUUACGAAGAAAAAAGUUGAAGAGGAAGACAAUCUUGCUGACGUUGUAAACAAGCAGAGUAAAGUAGAAAUCCGAGCCCAUGGUGACGCGGACUUGGGCAAAUUGAGAAAGGGAGAUGUGCUUCAACUGGAGCGCAAAGGAUAUUACGUUGUUGACGCUGGGUUUGAGCCAGGUGUCCAACCCAUGGUGCUUCUUUGCAUCCCAGAUGGCCGUACUAGGAGCUGGGGUGUUUCUCGGAAUAAAUAG
Micromonas pusilla CCMP1545 is the source of this 2207-nucleotide messenger RNA. It is a transcript of the gene GLURS1, whose product is annotated as glutamyl-tRNA synthetase. Gene Ontology annotation, molecular function: glutamate-tRNA ligase activity; ATP binding. The transcript is spliced from 3 exons. The coding region runs from base 33 to 2207 and encodes 724 amino acids. The record is from RefSeq and is a predicted model, not a curated record. Gene Ontology annotation, cellular component: cytoplasm; cytosol; methionyl glutamyl tRNA synthetase complex. Gene Ontology annotation, biological process: glutamyl-tRNA aminoacylation; translation. Lineage: Eukaryota; Viridiplantae; Chlorophyta; Mamiellophyceae; Mamiellales; Mamiellaceae.